AUGGGGCAGCUGUUUUCGUCAGAAGAAGAGCUCUCUCAUGCUCAGGACGUGCUCGGUGAGGUCCUCUUCUCUUUUAUGUUGGAUGCUGGUGCCGUCCCAAACCUCAGAGUGGUGCACCCUCUGCUCCUGGCCAAUGACACCCAGGGCUCCGGCCCAUCCAUCCAGGAACAAAUGCUACAGCUUCAGAGAGACAUUGGAAGCAGAGCACCUACGUACUUGAGGGAUUUGAUUGGUCGGCUCACAGCCUUUUCAGAUGAACCUCGGCUGGCUGGUUUGGUGGGGUCCGUGGUGACAAUGGUGAUAGACAUGGCUUAUGCAUCAUCCAAACCACCGGCAAAGUCCUCUGGGCCAUCUGCUAGACAGAGAGUUUGCGAGCUGCAGGAGUUGAUGGAAGAAUACCUGAAGCGCUGUAGGAUUAAUCUGAAUGAUAAAAGUAAAUUAACACAGGACACAUUCAGACUGGAGGCGCAGCUUAGUCUGAACCUCACUCAGCUCAAAACCUGUUUGCUCCGAGGUGACUGCGACUCCAGAUCUUUCAGGCAGUGGGCCAGCGGAGCAGCCUUCCACACCCAAAUGUUGGUGCAUCUGGCUGGACUCGAGGGUCAGAUAGAGCCCCAGGCUGCGAGGGGAGCUCUGUCACAGUACAGAGAAGACCUGGAACUGAUCAUUCCAGUUUAUAGGAAGUAUAAAGCUGGCACAAUAAGUGUUGUGAAAAGUCAUGGCGGUCUCUCGUCCUCCUGUGAAGAGUCCAGUGAUGUAUUCGAGGAAGGAGCCAUGACGGGUCUGACCCUGACCGAUCGAGAGACUGGCGUGAGCGUCACUAUACCUUUGUGCGAUCUGCAGACAAAAACAGGAAGAAGACUAGAUGCCGGAAUGAGUGAUGGUGUUUCCAAUAAGUCCAUUAACCUUGACUUAAUCUCAUCCGAUUUCUACGCACAAGCUUACCUGCGUCACUUCUUCUCCGACCAGGGACCCGUGGCUAAAAUGGAGACAUAUUUUACCAACGCCAGUGGCAGCCUGAGUACAUUUAGGACUAAUUCUAAAAAGGCCAAUGGGACAGAGGGGAGCACUGUGUCAGAACAAGGCGGCAGAGUGCCAUUGACAGACAGAUCAGAGGCGCGGCAAGAAAACGUCUUGUAA
Molecule: messenger RNA, 1140 nt
Organism: Knipowitschia caucasica
Lineage: Eukaryota; Metazoa; Chordata; Actinopteri; Gobiiformes; Gobiidae
Source: the annotation of a GenBank genome assembly